Molecule: messenger RNA, 4073 nt
Organism: Homarus americanus (American lobster)
Lineage: Eukaryota; Metazoa; Arthropoda; Malacostraca; Decapoda; Nephropidae
Gene: Hyls1
Biological process (GO): cilium assembly
Cellular component (GO): non-motile cilium; centriole
Source: RefSeq, a predicted model, not a curated record
UGUACUAUAAACAUUUAAAUCUCUGACGUGACUCACAUGGACUCCAGCGGACUUCAGCUCGGAAAGAAACUUGUGAUGGAAACACCAUUGUUAUCUGUCACCUGCAUGGCUACAUGGUUAUAUUGUUCUUGAGAUUAUCUCUGUGUCAGCAGGUAACUCAAAGUACAACUUGUAAGAUAUCUGUAAGAAGAUGCCUUAUCGUUUGAAAGUUACUGUGGAAGAAAUGAGGGAGGAAUUGGCUAAAUUAGGCUUCACAGAAGUGGCAACUGAAACUAUCAAAGAUCUACAGAAGGAUCUGUAGAUAGUUCCACUUCCCAGACAGAAAAAAAUGGAGACAAGGAAACAGAAGAAAGUGGUUAUUCUGAUUUUGACAGUACAGCCUCAACUACUACAGAGUCACACAAAGAGAAGAGUGACUUCACUUCUGCCUGGCAUUCACUGGCUGACAGUGCUGCAGAAGUUGAACUGCCUAAUGGGAAAACAAUGAAAUCUGUCACUGACUCGCACAAAGCUCCCACAAAGUCAGGUACUGAUUUGCAUAUUACAUCAAAAAGGCCAAUAGGUGAUGCACCCAAAGAGCCAUCCGGGAGUCAGGUGAAGCAAAAUUUAGGGAGAAGAAAAGUUAGCAAGAUGGCAAGGGAUAAGGAUGGUUUACCAAUAUAUCCAAGUCGCCCUGAUCCAGUUAACCUAUAUCAUUUUUAUAAGGCUCAUUGGGAUAAGUUCAAAGUUCCUGGGGAAGAUCCUCGAUCAAAACUUCGUUGGGCUGUACGUACAAGACUGUUUUAUUCAAAAUAAAAUCCAUUUGAACUGACAGUAGGAGUUGUUGGGUAAACAAUUCUUAAAUGUAAAUACAGGUACUGUAUAAUAAUAAUAGGAAAUUUUUUAUAAAAAGAAUAACUGAACUCUUCAUUUUAAUGAAGUCAAAUCAAAAGGGAAUUUUUCCAGGAGGCUGCCAUGCUACUUUGUAAGGAUAGAGUCCUUUUUUAUUUUUACAAGUGUAGAGUUGUUAUUGAAAAUAUGAGAUUUUGGAUGUGUGAUAUGUUUUGGUGUCAUUGAAUUUUUGUAAAUAUUUUUAUGCAAUGACUUUUUUAGGGAUCAUCCUUGAAAUAAUGUAAAUAUGACAUGUAGGGUGAAAAGAUGGCAAAGACAAUGGACAUUUGUAAUUUAUGAGAUCUUGGUGUGAUACGUUAGUCAUUGAGUUGUAGUGUGAGAAGCAUUGGACAAUAAAAUUUUCCUCUCAGAAGCUUUGUAUAGUUGCCAGAUUAAAAUGUUCUGAUGGUAAGUAUAUCAGCUAAUGUAUGGAGUUAAAGUUUAAUUUGUUUGAGUUGGAAUAUUGGCAAUGGGGGUCAAUCAAUCAGUCAAAGUACCAUCCUCAAAUUUGAAGUUUGGCUACCACAGUCCUCCACUCUUAAGUGUUUUUGGACUGUUUUUAUCAAUCUUUCUGGGAACCCAGUUUUUAAUUUCAUUCAUCCAUUCUAGUCUGCUUUCCCCUGGCCCUCCUACCCUCAACUUUGACAAUUAAUAUUUCUACUCUCAUCCCCUCAUCCAUAAUUAUAUGACCAAGUAUAUAUAAUUUUUGUACUGUUUCGUGUUCAUCGAGGUCAUCCUCUAACAAAAAUGAAAAUCUGUUUUUAUUUCAAUUUCAUAUUCUAUCCUUGCCCCUAUUUUGAGCCUCUCUAAAUCCCAUUGAUUUUGUCCAUUUUUUCUUUUUAACUUGUAACUGGUCAUUAACAUUCAAGUACGUGAUUACCUAUGUUACUAUCUCUGGUCAGUCAUGUACUAGAACGUUUUCCAAAUAUAAUUUUCCCACACCUCUGAAACUGAGUCUAGCUACCAUAAUCUGUUGGCUAGUGGUGUUUGGCAUCUUGUGUAAAUGUUUCCCACCACUUUGCUUUGAGAAACACCCCCACCCUCCUGUUUCUCCCCACAGUAAUCUCUCAAUAGACCAUGGCAUGUGAACGUAACUGGUCACUCAAUCAGGAUGAGAUAUACUCUGAAGAUGAACACAGUAUUGACAGAGAGGCAUGUAUUGAUUGUGAUAUUGUAGGUGAUGAUAAUGAUAGUGACCCAUACUACGUGUUUGAACAAGAGGAAAGCAAUGACGAUGAUGAUGAGUGACAAGUGGAUUAGAGAGGGUUGCUGCCCUCCCCAUCUUCAGGAACAUCCAGUACUCCCUACAUUUCACCUACCCCUACCACUCCCAGUCCCACUGCAUGGUUAUAUCUGCCCUCUUUCCUUCCUCUCUCCUACACUAGCUCCCUCCCUACCAUAGUUCUUCCUCUCUCCCACACUACUUUCUCCCUCCCACAUUGCUCCCUCCCUCCCACACUUUUCCUCCUUCUACACUGCAUAUUGCCAUAGCAUCUAAGUACAAUAUAAGCGAAUAAUAUUAGUAAAAAUGUAAGGAAAAUAAUCUGGCAGGAAUGUUAAAUACCUCUCCCGACCUUGAGUGUGCAGUGUAAUAAAAUAUAUACAUACUGUAUGUUUAUUUCAUAAAUAUUUUUUUUAGUCUCAUUUGCUAUGCUGCUACAUUAAUAAUAUUUUUUAAUUUUUUGUUAAUGUGAAAAAAAAAACCAUGUACUGUAUAUAUACGUGGCUGCAAGACCAACCGGAAGUACUGCGACAGCACUGGGAGCGAGUAGGCUUGGCAAUACUGCACCAUCCUAGGGUUUAAAUGCCACGCAGCUCUUAAACGAGGCGAGUUGUCUUUUUUACUAGUAAUUGUUGUUUUCUUUGGUCAUUUGGGGGUAUAUGGGCCAUAAAACAAAAAUUGGAUUUUUUCCAACUGGGGGGGGGGGAUUACCUUGUAUGUAUAGUAAUGUGACCUUUUACCUGUUAAUUUCUUAAGCUUUAGCCUCACAAAACUCAUUACUAGGAUGUGGUCUGACCCACAAUCUGUCUAUUUGAUUCCUGAAAAUAUUAUUUUCAUUGUCCUUGGGUGAUAUUUGUGCCUAAAGUGUUGUUUAAACCAUGUAUUUGCACUUAUCAUCUUGUUUUCCUUACAGAAGUCAAUUAAUAUUUCUCCACUUUCUUUUUUAUUACCCAACCCAUGUAGGCCUAUUUUUGGUGCUUCUUUCCCUUUCCCAGCUUUUGCAUUAAAAUCACCCAUAAUAAGCAGACACUAAAUUUCAUAGUGUCUUUUGCAUUCUUUAACACAUAAGGCAUCCACCAGUUCUAGUGAUAGUCAUCAGGAAAAAAAAAUAGUUUGUUGUCAAAAGAAAAAAAAGGAAGGUUUUUGUGAUAAAGAUUGCAUAAUUAUGCACUCUAGGCAUUUAAACUUCCUGCUAUGUAUUAUUGUGUAUGUGUGUGUCUUACGGAAUUCCCCAGGCCUCUUGGGGCAAGUGAGCCAAAUAUGAAUGGAAAAUGAUUUUUCUUUGUUUUACAUUCACAAAUAUUUUCUUUCUUUCAUCUCAUUACUAACAUGCUCAUGGAAAACUAUGUAAUACAGUAAGUCCUCGCUUAAUGUCCUGGUUCCGUUCCUGUAAACCUUGACGUUAACGGAAACAACGUUAACGGAAUAAAUUUUCCCCAUAAGAAAUAGAUAAAAUACGGGAGUUACAUUCCCCAGCCUCCCUUUGCCCCAUAAAAUACAUUACAUAUGUAUAUUCAAUGGAUUUUUUCUAGAAAAUAGUAUACUAAAUCAUUUUGUAUUGUACUCACUGAUGGGCAAAGGUGGUGCGAGUGUGAGGUGGGUAGUGGAGAGGAGGAGGAUGGCGAGUCACUGAGACCCGGAGGGUGGCUCUUCCUCCCACUCUGACUGGGUGAGAGAGGGUGAUGUGCCGUACAAAGUAGUCCGUGACGACGUUAUACUGAAUCGGCGGGACGUUGUCCAAAUCAUGGGUAUCUAAAGAGUAGCGAUGUUAUAACGAAACAGCAUUGUCGGGGACAACGUUAAACAAAGACUUACUGUAAAUAAAAAAUGAUAAGUUUUUACCAUUUUAUUUUGUUGUGAAUGUUUUUAUAUACUGUAGAAUAACAAGGACCAUGCGACAGCAACAAUGUGCCUUGAAUGUCUAGCCUGCCUUCCUGAUUAUAAACAAUGUAAUACUUUUGUUUUAAUAAAUUGUAUUUUA